GACAACAAUAUUUAGCCUUUUUGUGGUGAUCAUAUUGUCAUCAACGCAAUUGGACGAUUCGUAGGACGAGAUCAUGCAGAUUUGCUGAUAACAGACAUGCUUUUCAUUGAACUUGUAAUAAUUUGCUGUUUUGCUGCAGCACCGAGGAAUUUCAGACUCCUGGAAGAGCUGGAAAGGAGUGAAAAGGGUUUGGCGAUGGAACUGUUAGCUAUGGAAUGGACGAUGCUGAUGAUAUAUUGAUGUAGUCUUGGACUGGAACCAUUAUCGGUCCUCCUAAUGUUUGUAUAUUUUUUGUGCAGUAACUGUUAGAUGGGUUUCUUUAUGGGUUUAUCUUGCGGUGGUACAACUGCCCUUCCGUUUUCUUCUGCUUGACAGACUGUUCAUGUGGGGGGGGGGGGGGGGGGGGAUCGACUAGUUGAAGUUGUUUUAUGGCACGGAAUAUCCAGAUUACCCACCCAGCGUAAAGUGCCAAACCCAGUUAAACAUGGCUUGUGUCAAUCCUGAAACUUGCAUUGUUGAACCACGACUUUUCCCAAUGCUUGCUAAUUGGAAUAUAGACUACACAAUGGAGGAGAUACUAGUGCAGUUGAAGAAGGAAAUGAUGUCACCACAGAACAGAAAACUCGCUCAGCCUUCGGAAGGGAACGAGGAUGGAAGGGUGGACCAUAAGGGACUGGUAUUGAAAUGUUGUAUUCUGUGA
Molecule: messenger RNA, 700 nt
Organism: Linum tenue
Lineage: Eukaryota; Viridiplantae; Streptophyta; Magnoliopsida; Malpighiales; Linaceae
Source: the annotation of a GenBank genome assembly